Molecule: messenger RNA, 1269 nt
Organism: Syzygium oleosum
Lineage: Eukaryota; Viridiplantae; Streptophyta; Magnoliopsida; Myrtales; Myrtaceae
Product: actin-related protein 2/3 complex subunit 2A
Exons: 10
Coding region: 100-1074 (324 amino acids)
Biological process (GO): actin filament polymerization; Arp2/3 complex-mediated actin nucleation
Cellular component (GO): Arp2/3 protein complex; actin cytoskeleton
Molecular function (GO): structural constituent of cytoskeleton; actin filament binding
Source: RefSeq, a predicted model, not a curated record
AAGUAGAAGGAGUCGCACGCACGUCCGACGUCGGAAGGCGAGAGAGAGAGAGAGAGAGGGGGCGAUCGGAUCGGUUCUCCGGCGAUCGGAUCUCCGGCGAUGAUACUGCUUCAGUCCCACUCCAGAUUCCUGCACCAGACCUUGCUCAAUCGUCUCCACAAUCUUGAGAAAGGAGUUGAACUUGAUUAUCACUGGGUUGAGUUUGAUGACAUCCGAUAUCAUCUCCAGGUCUCAAUGAAGAAUCCACAUCUCCUGCUGCUAUCGCUUUCAUUACCCACCCCACCUCCAGAAACCGAUUUUCCUGGUGGACUUCCUUCUGGAGCCAUUGAAGCUGUAAAAGCUGCAUAUGCUGGUGUUGUUCAAAUUCUUGAUCCCCCUAGGGAUGGCUUUAAUCUCACACUGAAGCUAAAUUUUUUGAAAUUUCCUCCAGAUGAAGAGCGUAGACAAGCUCUCCUGGUUAAGAUUGCAUCUGUCCGGGAAAUAGUAUUAGGUGCGCCGUUGCGAGCAUUACUGAAGCAUCUUACCUCUAAGACAAUUUCUUCUGAUAUGGAUCGACUUGUGGCCCUAGUCCAUCGGCCAAAUGAGUCAUUUUUUGUCAUUCCGCAGAUGGAGAAGGUAAUUGUUGUGUUUCCAAUGAGAUUUAAGGACUCCAUAGAUACUGUUCUCGCAACAUCUUUCCUUCAGGAGUUCGUGCAAGCAAGGCGAACUGCUGGUCUUAACAAUGCACCUCCUUGUUUGUGGUCCUCUUCUCCUCCUUUGGAACUAAAGAAAGCCCCUGCAGAAGCAUUAUCAGCAAAUGCUGGGUUUGUUUCUUUUGUCAUUUUCCCUCGGCAUGUAGAAGGCAAAAAAUUGGACCGUACAGUUUCAAGUCUAUCAACUUUUCAUGCCUACGUUAGCUAUCAUGUUAAGUGCUCAGAGGGCUUUAUGCAUACCCGUAUGCGGCGUCGUGUGGAGUCAUUGAUACAGGCCUUGGACCGUGCCAAACCUGAUGUUGAAAAAUCCAAGAAUCUAGCAAAUAACAGAUCCUUCAAACGACUGAGCCUUAAAGAGGCACAUGCUAAUUCCCAUUCAUGAAGUUAAGAUUCUGGAUUGAAAUUCAAGAUGAUGUGCAUCUGAACCACCAGAAGACCAUUUCUUUGGUAACUGUCUGCAUGUACAUGCCAAAUAUUGUAAACAGUUGUAUCAUAUUAGAUAGAGAAAAAUCUUUGGAGUUGGUUGCUAUUAUGUACUUAUAUUGUUUGCAUUUCAAUUCCCUUUCAAUACUGUUAA